AUGAAAUCAAAUGAAAUAUUAAAUAACACUACUUUAAAUUUUGCACGUCCUCAAUCACCAUCUCAUACCGCUUCAACAACUGCUACCCAAAAAAAAAUACUGAGAUUUGCUUUGGACCCUAAUCACUCAAAGAGACAUCAAAAAACUGAAUCAGACCAUCAUAUAAUUACUGAUGUUAACAAAAAAAAUAACAACAAACGAUAUAAAUCGAUGAGAAGGUCUUCUGCUCCUGUGACUGGAUCAUUAAAUAAUAAUUCAAAGAUUCCAACAGUAAAUAUUGAAUCUAUUGACAACAACAACAAUGUAUUAUUAUCAUCUUCACCGCCACAACCACAAAAUAAUAAUUACGUUAAUGUUUCAUCAUCUGUUUCAUCAUCUUUGGAUUCUAAUGCUUGUUCACUAUCUCCACCUUCCUUAACUCCUUCCUCCUCAGUGUCUUCUUUAAGCUCUUCUGUCGGUCAACUUAGUCCUUUUUUAGUAAACAGUAAUCACAUUAAUAGCAUCAAUCAUCAUCAUCAUAAUAAUAACGAGAGAAUAUCUACUACAGUAACUACAAAACCAAAAUUACCGCCAUCUUCUUCAUUAACUCCGGCACCGCUACCAUCUUCUUUAAAUAAUUUUAACAUGAGACCAAAAUCAAAAAGUAUUUCAACAGAAAAUCCCUUCACAUCCUACUCCUUACCUGAUCGAGUCACUCCAGCUUCUUAUGAUGAUGUGCCAUGGUCGCCUGCUGUCUCAUUUUUAUCCAGUUUGGCUUCUGCAACUUCAAUUUCCCCUUCACCCGAUGACGAAGGUCAACAAGUUGGUGAUUACGUUCUUGGUAAAAUUAUUGGUCGUGGCGGGUUCUCCAUCGUAAGAGAAGGCUAUACUAUGGAUAAUUCAUGUACAAUGGAAAAAGCAUUGCUUGAAAGAGAAAUAGCAAUUUGGCGAGAAUUAAAACAUCCAAAUAUAAUAGAAAUGUUUUCUGUCAAAGUAACAGAAUAUGCCACCUUUAUCUUUUCUGAAUUUUGCCCUGGUGGAACUUUAUUACAAUACAUUAAAAAUCAUUCUAAAGCUUCCGGUAAAGGCUUGGACGAAGACGAAUCACGUCAUAUUUUCUUGGAAGUGUCUAGUGCAUUGAGAUAUUUACAUAAUGAUAUGAAAUUGGUACACAAAGAUAUCAAGCUGGAUAAUAUCAUAUUAGAUAAAGAUGAUACUUGGAAAAUUUGUGAUUUCGGUUUAACCGAAUUUCAAAACCCUGAAGCCAAUGGAUUUUCUAACCUUGACGAGGUUGCUGGUGGUUCGUUGGCUUAUUCUUCACCAGAACAAUUAAGAUCAAAGGUUUCUCUCAAAGAUCCUGCUGUUGAUAUAUGGAGUUUAGCUGUUGUAUUAUAUGCCUUGGUAACUGGUCAAUUACCAUUCAUGGACGAUUUUGAACCAAGGCUGCAAUACAAAAUCAUUAAUGGUAGAUAUGAUGAAUCAAUCUUACGUAAAGCUGGUGCUGAUAAUGAUCUUUGUGAUUUAUUAAAUGGCAUGUUCAAAGUAAAACCUGAUCAAAGAUUAACAAUAACUCAAGUAUUGGAUCACCCAUGGUGUCAACCAUAA
Entrophospora candida is the source of this 1584-nucleotide messenger RNA. The record is from the annotation of a GenBank genome assembly. Lineage: Eukaryota; Fungi; Glomeromycota; Glomeromycetes; Entrophosporales; Entrophosporaceae.